CGGCCGGGAAUGGCGGGGAGGGAUGCCCGGCACCGGGGGAGGUGGUGCCCGGCCCUCGCUGAGGGAUGCCCGGCCUGCCGCUCUCGUGGCCCUGUCCUUCAGCGGAGCCAUCGGGCUGACCUUCCUCAUGCUGGGCUGCGCCCUGGAGUACUACGGUGUGUACUGGCCCCUGUUUGUGUUAAUAUUUUACUUCCUCUGCCCCAUUCCCCACUUCAUUGCCAAGAGAGUGGGUGAUGACAGCGAUGCAGCCAGCAGUGCCUGCAGGGAGCUGGCCUAUUUCUUCACCACGGGAAUCGUUGUCUCUGCCUUUGGACUUCCUAUCAUCCUUGCACGGGUGGAAGCAAUCAAAUGGGGAGCCUGUGGCCUGGUGCUGGCUGGCAAUGCAGUCAUUUUCCUUACUAUUUUAGGCUUUUUCCUUGUGUUUGGCAGAGGAGAUGACUUUAGCUGGGAGCAGUGGUAGGAGCUCUCUGUGGUGCUGGUAAUUUUGAAUAUUUUACAGCUUUUUUUUUGUUUUUUUUUUUUUCCCCCUCCCUCUCCCCUGUUCUGUGUGUAUGUAUAGAUCUUAUAAUGUGCGUGGUAUGUUAUAAAAUUCACGUGGCUUUACGUUAUCAUGUAAUAAUUUGCCUUUUUUUUUAAGUGCACUUCAGCCAAAGGGACCUUGCUGACAGUUGGCUUGAAGUAGUCACUAAAAUCUGGGAUUAUUACGGAUUUAGCCUUGAAGAAGUUUACAAAACAUCAGCAGUUUUACCUGUUUUUCGCUCUGUUUGCAUUAAUUUUUGGUUUGAUUGCAGUGUCAUUGAGCUCUUGCUCACUAUUCCUGUUGGGUUUUUAAUCACAUAAUCAAAGAAUAAUACAAAGAUUAUCCUGAUUGGGAUUAUUCAACUCGAUCGAUCUUUCUGCUUUAAUUAAUAUGAGUUAAUAUUUCAUUUACAUCUCAUUAAUUGUAUUUUGAGGAAAAAAAAAAGUAAUUUUUCUUAAUGAUACAAAGCCAAAUGUAAGCGAUGUCACCUCUUACUCCCUAAUGAAAGCAAAAGAAAAUAACCCUGCUUAAAACCCCUUCCACUUCUAUUUGUUUAAAGAUCAUUUUCUCCCCACAAAUUACAUUUUCAGCGCCUACUCAGUUCAAAAAUGGUGGCUGCAUUUGGGGAAUAAAAUAUUUUAAUGCAUCUUAAAGCUGACAUGACUUCUGUGAAGGUUCACAAGGGGAGAAGCUGCCCUCAGGACAGUUAAAAAUCACAAUUUAGCCUUCAGCUCUGUAUUUUUAUGGCUAUGAAUCGCAAGGAAUUGAGUGUUCUGCUGGGUAGGAGUUCUUAUUUCCUCCUUGCUUUUAAAACACACUUCUUCAGCUCCUAUAUAUAUAUUUUUUUUGUCUGGAAGAAGGUUGUUACUACAUUAAAACACUAUAUUUUAAAGUAGCAUUAUCCUAGCAAGCAUUUAAACAAUUACACUUGAGCAAAUAUGAUUUUAUUACUUUAGUUCUGUAAGAGUUGAGGGAGUGGUCAGUGAUUAAUUACAUCAGCGCUCUGAAAUGGGGACAGAAAUAAUUCUGUGGUCCCCAGCCACGGGCUAAGGCUGAAGCAGGAAUGGAAAAUGGAGUUUCAGGAAGGUUAAUUCCAUGUUUUCAAUGGAAAUUCCAGCUGUGUGAGAGGGAGCAGUUGAGUAGCUGUAUUUUAUAUAUUGAAGGGUUUCCAGGCUGUCUCCUGCUAAAAGAGGAAUUUAUGUUAAAGGAUAGUUUUUUUUCCUGGAUGUUAAUGCUCCAUCCAGGGCACAGCAGGGUAAACUUAUAAAAAUCCUGGGAAUAACAAAUUAUCUGAGUGUCUUCUUCCCGCUUUGGAUGAAAUCUCUUGGAACAGGGGAAAUUGUUUUAACGAUAAACCAAUUUUUUUUUUUUUUGAUUAAACUUAAUUCCGUGUUUAAACCUGCUUUGAUUUUAAAGCAGAUGCCUUUUUUCCCUAUACAGUGGCAUUUUUCACUCAAAUAAUGAAGCGGAACAGUGAAAUAAAACCCAGUCCGUACCUGGUGAUAAAUUCUUAAUGCCAUGGCUAACGAUUCCAUUUACCUCCUCUUGGAUUGGGGCUGGGCCCUGGAAAGCUUUCACUCCAUUUAUGUCCCAAGGGCUGCCAUAGAAACCCACAAAACUACUCAAUCACUGAUGGAAUUUUGGGGAGGAAAACCGGCUGGGAUUGAAUUUUUCCUUAAAAUAAAUCAUUCUUUGUGGGCUCUGCUGUAGCGUGUGACAGGAACAGUGAGCAAGGACAAUCUGAAGUGACCAGGAGGACCAGAAAAUGCUGUUUUAAAUUGCUUUUUUUUGCCAAAUUUUUCCAUUGUACUGUAUCCCCUUUGGGCUGUGGUUGGUGGGUGUCGAGUGGAGAAGGUCAAUGCUUUUUUAUUAUUAUUUUUAUUAUUAUUAUUGUCGUUGUUUGGAAGUAGCUACGUGCACUAAUCCCUAAUGUGAACGUCACGCGGGUUUCAUCACAUUUAAUGUUUAAAAUCGUGCUGGAAUCGUGGAGAUCUCCCUUAACCUCUGUAAAGCAAAUUUACUUUGUGAUCAAAUACGGUAAAAAAAAUAACAUUUCAGUGGGGUUUGUUGUUGUUGUUGUUGUUCUCCAGAGCUUCAUUGCCGCUAAGCUCUGCUGGUCUGUACUGGGAAUUCUGUCCCACCCCUGCAGUGGGGAUUUCCGUGGUUUCUCUGGAAUGGUUUUCCUGUGUGGAAGUGAAUACCGUGUAUCCAAAGUGCCUUAAACUUCCGCACGAGGCUGAUCGCUGUGACAAGAUCGCUGCUCCAGGAUCAGCUGGAGAUCCGUGGCUGCGUUUUCCAAAGCUUCCUCGUCCGCUAACCCUGUUUCCUGUCGUGGGGAAAUGAAAGCAGUGCAGCUUUUGUACCUUUUGUAAAGUUUUUUUAUCUCCUGUGAUUGCCGUAUCCUCGAGAUCAUGAAGGAUUAAAACACGGACGUUCCAAUACGUUCUGCUUUUCUUGCCGAGUUGCCUACUAAAAACUGACUUUUGGAAUUCUCUAAUAAACAUAUCUGUUGCUUAAAA
Molecule: messenger RNA, 3039 nt
Organism: Hirundo rustica (Barn swallow)
Lineage: Eukaryota; Metazoa; Chordata; Aves; Passeriformes; Hirundinidae
Gene: LEPROT
Product: leptin receptor overlapping transcript
Exons: 4
Coding region: 23-460 (145 amino acids)
Biological process (GO): late endosome to vacuole transport via multivesicular body sorting pathway; negative regulation of growth hormone receptor signaling pathway
Cellular component (GO): endosome
Source: RefSeq, a predicted model, not a curated record